Dichomitus squalens LYAD-421 SS1 is the source of this 744-nucleotide messenger RNA. RefSeq lists its product as uncharacterized. The record is from RefSeq and is a predicted model, not a curated record. NCBI's taxonomy places the organism in Eukaryota, Fungi, Basidiomycota, Agaricomycetes, Polyporales, Polyporaceae. The transcript is spliced from 4 exons. Bases 1 to 744 code for a protein of 247 amino acids.
AUGCAUUUGCUGCAGUCAAUUCUCGGCUUGGUGCUCGUACUCGUGCAGAUUACAAUCACACAGGGCAUCGAGGCACGCGCCGGCGAUGACAAGACGGUUACGGAGACGACGACCGUCAGUGUCACCUCCACCCGCUCCGUCUCCGUCUCUGUCUCUGUCACGCACACCGUCACUGUCCCUGGGUCCGAGUCCAAACCUGCGCCCACUUCCACUCGCCAGGUCUCCGUGUCCUCGUCGCAUACCACGGCGACGUCAGCGAUUGCUACGCGCUCGGACCCCACCACGUCUGCUGAACACAUUUCCACCCCUGUCGUUACUCACUCUGUCUCUCCUUCGGCUUCGUCUCCUGCCCCUGCCUCUGAGACUGCAUCUGCCCUCACAUCGAGAGCGUCCGUGGAGACCGGUGCGGAGACCGUCGCGACCGCCCAGAGGACGACCGCGCUCGCAUCCAUCUCCGGCUCCAGCUCCGGCUCUGCACACGUCAGCUCAACCUCCGCUCGGUCUACGGCCGUCAACGCCUCGCCGAGCACGCUCAUCGUCAGCGCCUCCCUUGUGAAUGUGACCUCCUCUGCCCUCUCGAGCUCGAGCGCGGUGGCGACUGUCAUCUCGCCGCUCUCAAGCACCGCGCAGGGCGGGCCUACGCUCCCUAGCGGGUCGACGUUCCAGAACAACGGCGCGGGGAGGAUAUCCGCAGUUGGCGUCGGCCUGGGUGUCGUUCUGUGCGCGGCAGCGUGGGCUCUUUGA